UUCUACUGCCAUUGCCAGAGCUUAUUCGUCUACCAGCUGAUUUGUUUCCGAUUGUUGGUUUCAAUCGUCCAGAAACUUAACUUGAGCCGAUCAAAGCUGUGGGAGCGUCAUGCGCUGGCAUUUGAGUCACUCGUACGGUCGAAGUUCUCUCGAUGUAAUCAGCACGCUUAUCGACUCAACGAAGAAAUGCUCAGAGCAGACCAAGAGCGGUGGAUGGAAGAACGGCAGAAAGUCAUCGAGGAAUGGAGUGAUUUAGCCCUUGACAAUCAGUCCUUUGCAUUUUCUACCAAGCCAGUUCUUUUGGAUAUUAUUCCGACUGUACUAUCGAAUACGAUUCCCAGAUGGACCACCGAACGAACGCAGACUUCGUUGCCAGGAAGUGUGCAUCCUACUCGACCAGGAUCCGCUGGCACAGCCAACGGGCACUAUUUUCACGAUCCGGAUCCUCUGUUAGAGGAGAUUCUAAACGAGGACUAUAGUGAAGAAAUGAAAGCUGUCGCAUCGAUGGUAACUCCAGUGCAACCGUCUUCUUUGGAUAUUCUGGUCAGUAAGUGUUUAUGCCGGCCGAAGCCUCACCUGGAAAGUCACGCAUUGAAGCGGGAACGAAAUCUACUGGUAGCACUGAGUACAGUAUCCUACUGUAAUGCCUCCACUUCUCAAUGGGCAUUGCUUCGCUCGUUCUACUCUUCCGUCGCAUCUUUGGUGCUCGAUCAAACAAAUUCAGUGUCUGAGUGUCCAAGGAAAGGCAACCACUGGCAAGUCGUCGGAUUUCAAGGCUCCGAUCCAGCGACAGACUUUCGUGGCACGGGGAUACUUGGCUUGAUACAGUUGUACUGUAUGGCAAAAGACUUACCCGAGGGUAAACUUGCUGAAAUUGUCAACCUUUCGCGACAAGAACCUCAUGAUUUCCCGUUGGCUGUCGUGGGAAUAAAUAUUACAGCGAUACUUAUCACUAGGCUUCGACAUGGUGAACUGCUCGAAUCAGCAAUAACCGUUGGUGGAUAUCUGAAAGCUAUGAAUAAGCUCUAUCAGUCGUCCAUACUCAUAUUUUGUAAACAAUGGCGAGAAGAAAAGUGUACAGUUAAAGAUUGUCAACAAAUAUUAAAUCGAAUCACUUUAUUACUAAGAAAUUCCCAACAGACAUUACUGAAGUCGUCUUGA
This is a messenger RNA of Ostertagia ostertagi, 1161 nucleotides long. NCBI's taxonomy places the organism in Eukaryota, Metazoa, Nematoda, Chromadorea, Rhabditida, Trichostrongylidae. The record is from the annotation of a GenBank genome assembly.